Molecule: messenger RNA, 4072 nt
Organism: Eubalaena glacialis (North Atlantic right whale)
Lineage: Eukaryota; Metazoa; Chordata; Mammalia; Artiodactyla; Balaenidae
Gene: SEMA4B
Product: semaphorin 4B
Exons: 15
Coding region: 700-3165 (821 amino acids)
Biological process (GO): positive regulation of cell migration; negative chemotaxis; semaphorin-plexin signaling pathway
Molecular function (GO): chemorepellent activity; semaphorin receptor binding
Source: RefSeq, a predicted model, not a curated record
GUAGAUCGGUGUCAGUAAAUUGGCUUUACUAUGCAUGCGCAGGUAAGGGGAACCAAAUUUGGUUCAGCAACAGAUCUAGGGUAACAACCCGGCCCUCCGGAUUCCAGCUGGCGAGAUUGCCCCCUGCGGGGCCUAAGUCAGGCCAGGCAGAGGCUCCCAAGGUCAGGGAGGGGGCGGCCCCAUAGGCCCCACGGCCUAAGGGAGCCGCCGAGCCGUCGCGGGGACAAGUCCCGACUAGGACUAGUAGCGAGCCUAGUGUCGCCACCAACGCCCGGGGGCAGAGGCGGGGGACUGCUGGACAGCGGGCGAGCCCCGGAGGGCGCCUCUGGACGAUUCCAUCAACACAGGCGAGGCGGGGCUUGGCGGCAGCCCUGCAUUUCCGGGGACGCAGCGCCGGACCGAGGGUAUUCGUGGGGACAUCCCGGAUCCCCAGGGAGUCGGGCCGGCCUGGAAGCAGGGACGAGUCUGGGGACACUCCGAGAAGAAGGGCUGCGCCGCCGCGCAGAGGUGACCCUGUUGUGGGCGGUGGUUCCGCGCGGGCCGUGAAACUCAGCCCCCAGGUCCGGAGGCGGGGGCCCGGCGACCGACUCCCGGGCCGGACUUCGCGGUGGGGCCGCCGCCCGCGAGUCCUAUAGAGCCACCUGAGCCGGAGCCCGGAGGACGCCGUCGCUCCUCGCUGUCCGAGUCCCGCGCGCCGCGAUGGGCCGGGGGAGCCGGCCGCCGCCGCCUCUGCUGCUGCUGAUGCUACUGCUACUGCUACCGCCGUCUCCGAUUCGGGCACUCGCCCCUCGGAUCAGCCUGCCUCUGGGCUCUGAAAAGCAGUCACUUCUCAGAUUUGAAGUGGAUCACAUCUCCAACUACACAGCCCUCCUGCUGAGCAGGGAUGGCAGGACUCUAUACGUGGGUGCUCGAGAGGCCCUCUUUGCGCUCAACAGCAGCGGCAGCUUCCUGCCAGGCGGGGGGUACCAGGAGCUGCUGUGGAGCGCAGAUGCAGAGAGGAAACAGCAGUGCAGCUUCAAGGGCAAGGACCCACAGCGGGACUGUCAAAACUACAUCAAGAUCCUCCUGCCACUCAACAGCAGCCACCUGUUCACCUGUGGCACUGCGGCCUUCAGCCCCGUGUGCACCUACAUUAACAUGGAGAACUUCACUCUGGCACAGGACGUGGUGGGGAACAUCCUCCUGGAAGAUGGCAAGGGCCGUUGUCCCUUUGACCCCAAUUUCAAGUCCACGGCCCUGGUGGUGGAUGGCGAGCUGUACACUGGAACAGUCAGCAGCUUCCAGGGGAAUGACCCGGCCAUCUCACGUAGCCAAAGCCUCCGCCCCACCAAGACUGAGAGCUCCCUCAACUGGCUACAAGACCCAGCGUUUGUGGCCUCAGCCUACAUUCCCGAGAGCCUGGGCAGCCUGCAAGGGGACGAUGACAAGAUCUACUUCUUCUUCAGCGAGACUGGCCAGGAAUUUGAGUUCUUUGAGAACACCAUCGUGUCCCGCAUUGCCCGUGUCUGCAAGGGUGAUGAGGGAGGCGAGCGGGUCCUGCAGCAGCGCUGGACGUCCUUCCUGAAGGCCCAGCUGCUGUGCUUGCGGCCUGACGAUGGCUUCCCGUUCAACGUACUGCAAGACGUCUUCACGCUGAGCCCCAGCCCCCAGGAAUGGCGUGACACCCUCUUCUACGGGGUCUUCACAUCCCAGUGGCACAGGGGGACCACAGAAGGCUCUGCCAUCUGUGUCUUCACCAUGAGGGAUGUGCAGAGGGCCUUCAAUGGCCUCUACAAGGAGGUGAACCGCGAGACGCAGCAGUGGUACACCGUGACCCACCCGGUGCCCUCGCCCCGGCCCGGCGCGUGCAUCACCAACAGCGCCCGGGAAAGGAAGAUCAGCUCGUCCCUGCAGCUCCCCGACCGUGUGCUGAACUUCCUCAAGGACCACUUCCUGAUGGACGGGCAGGUCCGCAGCCGCCUGUUACUCCUGCAGCCCCAGGCCCGCUACCAGCGUGUGGCUGUCCACCGCGUCCCUGGCCUGCAGCGCACCUACGACGUCCUCUUCCUAGGCACUAGUGACGGCUGGCUGCACAAGGCGGUGAGCGUGGGCCCCGGGGUGCAUAUCAUCGAGGAGCUCCAGAUCUUCUCAUCAGGACAGCCCGUGCAGAACCUGCUCCUGGAUGCCGACAGGGGACUGCUGUAUGGUGCCUCACACUCGGGUGUGGUCCAGGUGCCCGUGGCCAACUGCAGCCUGUACCAGAGCUGUGGGGACUGCCUCCUGGCCCGGGACCCCUACUGCGCUUGGAGCGGCUCCAGCUGCAAGCACGUCAGCCUCUACCGGCCUGCGGUGGCCUCCAGGCCAUGGAUCCAGGACAUCGAGGGGGCCAAUGCCAGGGAACUCUGCAACACUUCCUCGUCCAAGGGCCGGACUUCUAUACCAAGAGGCGAGAAGCAUUGUGAGCCAGUCCAGUUCCAGCCCCACACAGUGAACACCUUGGCCUGCCCCCUCCUCUCCAACUUGGCAACCCGGCUCUGGCUGCACAACGGGGUCCCCAUUAAUGCCUCGGCCUCCUGCCGCGUGCUGUCCACCGGGGACCUGCUGCUGGUGGGCAGCCAGCAGGAGCUGGGAGAGUUCCAGUGCUGGUCGCUGGAGGAGGGCUUCCGGCAGCUGGAGGCCAGCUACUGCCCAAAGGUGGUGGACGCAGUGGCAGACCGAGCAGACCGGAGUGGCAGCGUGCCCGUCAUCAUCAACACGUCUCGGGUGAGCGCGCCAGCCGGGGGCAAGGCCAGCUGGGGUGCAGACAAGUCCUACUGGACCGAGUUCCUAGUGAUGUGUGCGCUGUUCGUGUUCGCCAUGGUGCUCUUCAUUUUAUUCUUCCUCUACCGGCACCGGGGUGGCAUGAAAGUCUUCUUGAAGCAGGGGGAGUGUGCCAGCGUGCACCCCAAGACCCGCCCAGUGGUACUGCCACCUGAGACCCGGCCGCUCAAUGGCGUGGGCCCCCCUAGCACCCCACUCGACCACCGAGGCUACCAGGCUCUGUCGGACAGCUCACCAGGGCCCCGGGUCUUCACAGAGUCAGAGAAGAGGCCGCUCAGUAUCCAGGACAGCUUCGUGGAGGUGUCCCCGGUGUGUCCCCGGCCCCGGGUCCGCCUGGGCUCUGAAAUCCGGGACUCCGUGGUGUGAGAGCAGACUUCUGGAGGCAGCCUCCCUCUAGGGGCCAGGAGUGCUCAGAGAGGGUCUGCUGGACCUCUGCUCCUCGUGGAACACAGCCGCGGUGCCCAGCCCUCGGGAGCGAUGGAGCCAGCUUGCCUGCUGUCGAGAGGCAAGGCCCCUCCACCCCAGAUGGCCACAGCCCCACAGGGCCUGGCUGAAGAUCGGGGCCUGCCCGAGUGGGCAGAACAGUGCUCCUUAUGUAAACUGAGCCCUUUGUUUCAAAACAGUUGAAAAUGUGAAACAAGAGAAAACAGUGAGAGAACACAGAACGCCAUGCACACGGCCAGGCCAGCCCAGCCUCCGGACUGGGAGGGCUCAUCCAAAGUGGUUGUUGGAGACAGAGUUGGACAUCCCACACCAACUGGCCUCUUCCACCUUCCGCCUUAUCCUACUGCCACAGGCUGCCCCUUCUCACGGCAGAGCCAGGGGCCAGCUCGGGCUCCAGUGGGUCCAGCCUCGCCAGCUGGCCAAGUUGUUGCAGCCAUCGUUCUGUCACCUCAGGGACCGGAGGGCCACGCUGGCACCACAGCCCUCACGAGGCCCUGGGCUCAGACCCACCUCCUGGACCUUUCCGGCCUGUAUCAGGCUGCGGCCACAUGAGAGAGACAGAGGGCAGCGUGAGCCCAGGAGAGAGUAUAUGACAAUGUACACCUUCCCUCAGAAUUCCAGGAAGACUGUUGCCUGCCUUCCUCCAUCCCAGCCUGCAAACCUGUGUCCCUUUUCCCCACACCUGCCCUAGCCUCCUCUUCAAAACCAGUCCCCAGUUCACCCCUACACCUUGCAGCCUCCACUCUACGGUAUGUUGAUACUGCCCAGCACAGGGGCCCUGAGUUUAUGUGGGUUUUGUAUUCUUUUUAAUAAAAUGCACUUUACUUUU